Oryzias melastigma (Indian medaka) is the source of this 1111-nucleotide messenger RNA. RefSeq names its product mitochondrial ribosomal protein L10 (gene mrpl10). Gene Ontology annotation, molecular function: structural constituent of ribosome. Gene Ontology annotation, cellular component: mitochondrial large ribosomal subunit. The transcript is spliced from 5 exons. The record is from RefSeq and is a predicted model, not a curated record. Gene Ontology annotation, biological process: translation. Bases 116 to 868 code for a protein of 250 amino acids. NCBI's taxonomy places the organism in Eukaryota, Metazoa, Chordata, Actinopteri, Beloniformes, Adrianichthyidae.
GAAAUUUAUUAAGAAUUUACAAAUCUUUCAACAUUUAUUUAAGACAGUUUUCCUAUUGUCGAAUGGCAAUGAACGCAACGCCUGCGAACACGUCACUUCCUGUAGAGAAUUGAAGAUGGCGGCGACCUUGUGUGCAAAACUGUUGCCAAAACAGGGAUGGCUGCCCCUCUCAGUCAGCGUUCGGCACGGCUCCAAGGCGGUGACCCGCCACAGAAGACCUCAACAUAUUCUCAAACAGAAGCUCCUGGCUGUCACGGAGUAUAUUCCCCCCAAGAGGGACGCUCCUCCCGACGCGUACCCGCCCAAGACUAAACGUGAGCAGGAGUGUACCGGCCUGAUGUUGCUCAUUAAAGAGGAUUUGAAGAAAGUCUUCCAAGAUAAUAAAAUGAUUGCUGUGGUCCAGAACAACAACAGCAACGCCGAGGACAUGUUGAUUCUGAGGCACAGGCUCCACAAACACGGCAUCACUGUCAAGUUCUUUCCCAACCAGGUGAUGCGUUUGUUCCUGAGCGACUCUAUUUACGGCAGCAUGGCUCCUCUUUUCAUCGGUCCGACUGUGUUGUUUGUCAGCAAGGAGCCAAAGGUGCGAGAGAUGCUGUCGACACUGAGGGUCAGCCCACACAUGACUCUGUUAGGAGCCUGCAUAGACAACACACUGCUGAGCGUUCAGGGCGUCGUCGGCUACUCCAAACUCCCAUCGAUGACGGUGGUGCAGGGCGAGCUGGUCAGCGGUCUGACCAUGCUGACCUCACACACCGUCUCGGUGCUGCAGCGCCACCCGGGCCACCUGUCCGCCCUGCUCCAGCAGUACAUCAAACAGCAGAGCCCGGAGGCCGCUUCGGAAGCUAAAACGGAGUCAGCAACGUAGAAAUUCACGGAAAUAUGAACUAAUGAUGCAGCUGGGGAUGAGGAAGUUCAGAUGAACUCGUUGCACACUUGGACGUUGUUUGAUUUGGUUCCAGAAAGACUGUUAAGGCGGAAAACAAGGAGUGAAGCUGCAGCUUUUAUUGCUGCUUUCAGAGCAUCCUGAUGGUGUUAACGAUGAGGCAGUUUCACAAAAAAUAUCUGAUUUUUUUUUUUUUUUUUAAGUAAAUAAACUAUAUGAACUCUG